ACAGCCCUGCUGUUUACGUUUGGGGAAGUUGCUCAAUAUCGGAAAACACUUUUUCUUUUAGGUAUGUGAGCAAAACAUAACUGUUUGCGAUUUUUCUGGGUUAAAGAAUCCACUCGAUGGAGUAUAAUUAACGUCUUCAGGUCUAAGACUAUGAAAACAUGACUGUUAGAUAAAGCCCAAUCUCGGGUUUGGUCACAAGCUCCCCGCAGAAUGGAUAAUCCAGUAACUUCCGCUACUUAUAUUCGCAACAUCGGUUUUCGUUUACGUCGCAAAUUGUCCGAUUUUUUGGAUCCUCAGGACAGGUGGAAAGAAGUUCUUGUAGAUAUACAGAAACCGAGCGGGGAGCCGAGGUAUUCCCAGCUUCAUGUCGGGAGAUUUGAAGGUCUUGUUGCACAGGGUCGCAGUCCCACAGUGGAGCUGCUCAAUGACUGGGGGACCACCAACAGCACAGUGGGUGAACUUGUGGACAUUUUGAAGAGUCACGAGUUACUGGCUGCUGCCAGUGUUCUGCUACCUGUUGAAGAGUCCAGUCCACUGGAGACCCAAAGCACUGCUUCAACCAGACUGCUGGACGAGAGAGACGUGCAGCAGCAGCCCGUCACCACUGUGCUGCAGCUUCGAAUGCCACAGGAAAACACCGAACCAAUACACACAGGCUUCUCCAGUUUCUUAUAUAGUGACCUGAUGAGGAUCACAGGCAACUUUGAUGACCGGUCCACGUCAGCUGGUGGCAGCCGAAUUGGAGAGGGAGGCUUUGGGACGGUGUACAAAGGUCUUCUGAAUGACAAACCAGUUGCAGUGAAAAAACUCAAUCCAGUGGAUGACAUGCCACUGGACAAGUUGCAAGAUCAGUUCAACCAAGAGAUCCAGACUCUGAAAGUGUUGAAACACGAGAACUUGGUUGACAUGGUUGGAUUUUCCUGUGACGAACAGCACCUAUGUUUAGUGUACGCUUUCAUGGCCAAUGGAUCUUUAUUAGACCAACUGGCUUGCUUUGAAGGAAGUCCUCCACUUUCCUGGCACCACAGGUGCUUGAUAGCAGAAGGGACAGCCAAAGGUUUGGAGUAUCUGCACUCCAACCAUCACGUCCACAGAGAUGUUAAAAGUGCGAACAUCCUGUUAGAUGAACACUUCAUGGCCAAAAUCUCAGACUUUGGUCUGACGAGAGCAUCGGCCAAGCGAACCUCGACGACCAUGAUGACUGAGAGGAUCGUGGGUACCCGUGCGUACAUGGCACCGGAGGCGCUAAGAGGAGAGAUCACACCAAAAUCCGAUGUCUUCAGUUUUGGAGUGGUGUUGUUAGAAAUAUUGUCUGGACUCCCGCCAGUUGAUGAAAACCGGGAGCCACAGUUCUUGAUGGAGAUGAGGUAUGACAUAGAUGAUGAAGAUGAGGAGCUGACUCUGGAGGAUUUUGUGGACAAAAAAAUGAAAGCCUGGGAGCUGAGCCAGGUGGAGAGUAUUUACUCCUUGGCAUGCAACUGCCUCCAUGAGAGGAAAAACAGACGGCCUGUCAUCAGACAGGUACAGGAAAGAUCCCAGCAGAUUUAAUGUAUAGGUCAAGCUACUGUGUUGGCAUCUGCACAGCUUUUCACCUUGAUCUAUUUGCCUGUGUUAUGUGCCUCUGCUGGACCAGGCUGAAUGAAGAAAUCCCACAAAGGGAUUUUUUUUUUUGUUUUAGUUUUUGAAAAGAAAAGAGGAUCAUUAACAACUGAGUCGACACUUCAUUAAAUACACCUGUUUAACUGCUUAUUAACACUAAUAUCUAAACAGCCAAUCACAUAGCAGCAACUGACUGCCAUAUAGGCAUGGCUGUGGUCAUUUAAGCACCUCGAGGUGACUUUUGUUGCGAUUUGAUGCUGUGUAAAUAGCACAUAACCAUAUCCAGUGAGUGGCAGUUUUGAGGGUGAAAAUGCCAGAGAUCAAAGGAAAAUGGGCAGACUGUUUCAAGCUGAUAGGAAGUCAACAGUACUCGUUAUCUUAACAAGGUAUGCAGCAGAGUAUCUCUGAAUGCACAACAUGUUGAACCUUAAAGCAGAUGGGAUGAGCAGCAGAAAGCCGAGGCCACAGUUCACUCAGACAACAGAACAUUGGAAAAACAUUGCCCAGGCCAAUAAGUCUUGAUUUCUAUGACAUUUAGAUGAUAGGAUCAGAAUUUGGCAAAAACAGCAUGAAAGUCCAGCAAUGUACCAAAACCUCAGGCUGCUGGUGGUGUCAUGGUGUGGGGGACAUUGUCUUAUCACACUUUGGACCCCUUAAUACAAACUGAGCGUUUCUUAACCACCACAGUCCACCUGAGUGUUGUUGUUGACCGUGACCACAGUAAACCGACGUUUUUAUGACUGCUUCCAGGAAGGUAACACAACACGUCACAAAGCUCAGAUCGUCUCAAACUGGUUUCCUGAACAUGACGAGUUCACUGUAAUUGAAUGGCCUCCACAGUCACCAGAUCUUAGCCUUAAUAGAGCAUGUUUGGGACGUGAUAGAAAGGGAGAUUUGCAUCAUGAAUGCAUGAUGCAAAUCUCCCUUUCUGCCACAUCCUGACAAAUCUGUGUGACGCUAUAUUAACCAAAAUCUCUGAGGAAUUUUCCAACACUGUGUUCAAUCUGUGCUGCAAUGAAUUAAAGCAGUUCUAAAGGCAAAAGGGGGCCCAACUUGAUAUAGCGAGGUGUACCUAAUAAAGUGUAUGGGGAGUCUAUGUAAUAACAAACAUAUUAUUUAGGGGAUUUAGGGAGCAAAUGCAGGCAGUAAGAGAACGGAGACUGCACUCUUGUCUUGUUGAACUAAAGGAAAAUGUCAUAUUGUUGCUACGAUAUAUAUAUAUAUAUGUAGUCAUGAUUG
This is a messenger RNA of Neolamprologus brichardi, 2838 nucleotides long. The record is from RefSeq and is a predicted model, not a curated record. Lineage: Eukaryota; Metazoa; Chordata; Actinopteri; Cichliformes; Cichlidae.